AUGGACUGUUAUCUUCUCUACACCGUGCUUCUCCUCCUUCUUGGAUCAGCUUCUCUCUCUAACGCAAGACCACGCGCUACUCGACAUCUCAAUUUCAUGCGAUUCGUGACGAACGCAACCGACUUCCCCUCAGAGGAAUACUACGACUACAUAAUCGUCGGCGGAGGCACGGCGGGAUGUCCACUCGCCGCCACGCUCUCCCAAUCCUCCCGCGUCCUCCUCCUCGAACGCGGCGGCGUCCCUUACGCAAUCCCCAACCUGAUGACACACGACGGUUUCUUGACGACGCUCACAGACGUCAACAGCUUCGACUCCCCGGCUCAGUCCUUCGUCUCCGAGGAAGGCGUCCCCAACGCGAGGGGACGCGUCCUCGGAGGAAGCAGCGCGAUCAACGCGGGGUUCUACAGCAGAGCUGACAGAGAGUUUUUUAAGAAUUCAGGUGUUGAUUGGGAUUUGAAGAGUGUGAAUCAGUCUUAUGAGUGGGUGGAGAGAGCUAUUGUGUUUAGACCUCAGCUUAUGACGUGGCAGUCUGCUAUUAGAGACGCGUUGAUUGAGGUUGGUGUGCAUCCUUUUAACGGAUUCACGUUGGAGCAUAGAGUUGGGACUAAGAUCGGUGGGACCACUUUUGAUCGUUCAGGGAGGAGACACAGCUCUGUUGAUCUUCUUAGAUACGCGAGGAAUGUUAAUAUUAGAGUAGCGGUUUACGCUACUGUGGAGAGAGUCUUGCUUAGUGAUGAUGAUGAUUCAGGGACCAAUGUCUCUGCUAUUGGAGUUGUGUAUCGUGAUGAGCUUGGGAGGUACCAUCACGCGAUGAUACGGGAGAGAGGAGAGGUGAUAUUAUCAGCUGGUUCGCUUGGUAGUCCACAGUUGAUGCUUCUUAGUGGGAUUGGUCCGAGGAGUUAUCUUUCGACUUGGGGGAUCCCUGUGGCUGUUGACCAGCCUGAUGUGGGAGGGUUUGUGUAUGAUAACCCGAGGAAUGGGAUCUCUAUUGUACCUCCUGUUCCGAUGGAGAAUUCGUUGAUACAAGUUGUUGGUGUUACUGAGGACGGUGCUUUUCUUGAAGCUGCUUCUAAUGUGAUUCCGUUUGCGUCUCCUUUACAUUCUGUUUUUAUCAGAGCUCCAGCUUCUCCCUUGUAUGUUCCUGUGACAACUAUAAUGGAGAAGAUUCUAGGUCCAGUGUCUGUUGGUUCGUUAAGGUUGGCUUCAACGGAUGUGAGGGUUAACCCGGUUGUUAGGUUUAAUUACUUUAGUGAUCCACAGGAUUUGGAGAGAUGUGUGAAUGGGACUAGGAAGAUUGGUGAGAUACUCAGGAGCCGUGCUAUGGAGGACUUUAUGGUUAGGGAAUGGUAUGGGAGUCAUAGGUUUAGGUUCGUUGGAGUUCCGUUACCGUUGGACCAAACGAAUGAUCUGGUGAUGGCUGACUUUUGUAGACGGACUGUGAGUACGAUCUGGCAUUACCAUGGUGGCUGCGUUGUGGGGAAAGUAGUGAGCUCUGAUCUCAAAGUUAUUGGUGUUGAUUCUCUUAGAAUUGUGGAUGGAUCAACGUUCAGUAUCUCUCCAGGGACUAAUCCACAAGCUACCUUGAUGAUGCUUGGAAGCCUAUACAAGAGUCAUGUUGAUUUGAACAGCGGGAGCGACAUGUAA
This is a messenger RNA of Eruca vesicaria subsp. sativa (arugula), 1644 nucleotides long. NCBI's taxonomy places the organism in Eukaryota, Viridiplantae, Streptophyta, Magnoliopsida, Brassicales, Brassicaceae. The record is from the annotation of a GenBank genome assembly.